AAAUACCUCGGAUGUUACCAAGAUAAAGUUAGUCCCAGGUUAAUGAGUUUCGUGCGACAUUAUGUAGAAAGUGUAACACAGUGUCUCAGAAUUUGCCACUCGCAUGAUUUUAAAUAUGCUGGACUACAAUAUGGCACAAAAUGUUAUUGUGGAAAUCGAUACGAUACAUAUGGAAAAUCAAUGGGUUGCUACAGGAAAUGCAGAAGCGGCGAAUUGUGUGGAGGAUACUUAGCAAGUUCAGUGUAUACGUCUGAACCACCUAGAGAAAAUUGUGUAAACGCUGUUGCUGAUGUGGUAUUUGCCUUGGAUGAAUCUGGCAGUGUGAGAAGCUCAAACUUCAUGCUUGUGAAACAAUUUGUAAAAGACCUCAUCCAUGCCUUCCCAGUUUCUUAUACCGGUGUUCACAUUGGCAUAAUUACAUUCAGUUCUAAAGUAAAAAAUGAAUUCAAUUUGAACGCAUACUACACUCAUGAAGGAUUAUUCAAAGCCAUUGAUCAGAUCGAGUACAACGAAGGCGCUACAUAUACAAAUAAGGCUUUGGAUUAUAUAAGAUUGCAUUCAUUUACCCCUGAAGCGGGAGACAGGAAAAAUGUUCCAAAUAUAGUUAUUGUCAUCACAGACGGACAGUCAUCCCGUCCCCACGACACAAAGCUAGCAGCACGAUUAUUAAAGUCCACCGGAGCUGUAAUCUUUGCUAUAGGCGUUGGAAAGAAUAUAUCAAAUGACGAACUACUUAAAAUAUCUUCUGAUGAAAAUAACAAAAAUGUGUUCACUGUAAUGAAUUUCUCGGCAUUAAAAAGUAUUCAAAAGAACUUAAUUGUGAAAGCGUGUGAUGAUAUCGAGCCAUGCGCUCGUAAACCCUGUAAAAAUGAAGGAAAAUGUUCAAAGAAUGGCACGAAUUUUAUUUGUACAUGUAAAUUGGGAUAUACAGGCCGUGACUGUUCAACCGCGGAUCCUUGUAGCAGUAAGCCUUGCCAAAAUGGAGGAUUCUGUGCAAAACGUGGUACAAGUUAUGUCUGCUUUUGUACUGCAGGCUUCAGAGGAAGACAUUGUGAUAUAGAAAAUCCAUGUGCGUUGAAACCUUGUAAGAAUGGUGGAAUAUGUUUGCAAGAUAGAAAAGGAUUUACUUGCGAAUGUAAACCAGGAUAUAGAGGAAGUAAUUGUUCUAUAUGGGAUCCUUGUAGCAGCCAACCUUGUCAAUAUGAAGGAAUUUGCAGUAAUACAAGAGAUGGAUUUGUAUGUCGUUGCAAGCCUGGUUUUAGGGGAAUCGAUUGCUCUACAGUUGACCCUUGCAGCAGUAAUCCGUGUCUCUAUGGUGGUUCCUGUUCAAAUCAAGGCGCAAACUUUACCUGUCAGUGUAGGCCAGGGUUCAGAGGAAAUGACUGUUCUAUUAUUGAUCCAUGCAGUUUAAGGCCUUGUAAAUACGAAGGGAAAUGCAUAAAUCAUGGCUUUAAUUACACCUGUCAAUGUAAACCGGGAUUUAGAGGUGUUGACUGCUCUAUUAUCGAUCCUUGCAGCACAGAUCCUUGUAAGAACGGAGGCUCAUGUACAAAACAAGGAACAGAUUUUGUAUGCAAAUGUAUUCCUGGUUUUAAAGGGAAAACCUGCGAUAUUGCUGAUCCUUGUGGCAGUAAACCAUGUUUAAAUGAUGGGGUGUGCAUAAAUGAAGGAACUUCUUUCAAAUGUAUAUGUAAGACAGCUUACAGUGGGUAUGUCUGUUCUGUAGUUGAUCCAUGUAGUAGCUCACCAUGUCUUUAUGGAGGCAAAUGUUCUAACCAAGGAACGAACUAUAUAUGUCAGUGUCAGCUGGGAUACACGGGAAACGAUUGUUCUACAGUUGAUCCAUGCAGCAGCAACCCUUGUCAUAAUGGAGGUAUUUGUUCUAACGUAAAUACAAGUUUUUCUUGUCAGUGUCAACCAGGGUACAGAGGAAAUGAUUGUUCGAUAGUUGAUCCAUGCUCUAGUAUCCCAUGUUUGAACGGUGCAACAUGCGUCAAUCAAGAAUCAGCAUAUAUGUGCCAAUGCCCAGCAGGAUUCAAAGGAAGAGAUUGUUCGAUCGUUGAUCCAUGCAGCAGUCAGCCAUGUCACAAUGGAGCCGUGUGUAUGAACAAGGGACGUAACUACAGUUGUCAAUGUUUACCGGGAUACAGAGGGUUCAAUUGUUCCAUAGUGGAUCCGUGCAGCAGUAAUCCCUGUCAGAAUAAUGGACAAUGUUCAAACAGGGACUCAGAUUUUGUAUGUCAAUGUCUGCCCGGCUACAGAGGAGUUGAUUGUUCCAUAACGGAUCCCUGCAGCAGCAGUCCAUGUACUAAUAAUGGAGAUUGUUCAAAUCAAGGAGAUGAUUAUAAGUGCAAAUGUCUUCCUGGUUAUCGGGGAAAGAAUUGCUCUAUAGUUGAUCCAUGUAGCAGUGAUCCUUGUGAAAAUGGAGGAACGUGUACAAAUAAUAACACAGAUUUCAUAUGCCAGUGUCCACCGGGAUUUCAAGGAACUAACUGCGCCCUUGUUGAGCCAUGCAGCAGCAGACCCUGUAAGAAUAAGGGGAUAUGUUCGAACCACGGAACAAAUUAUACGUGCCAGUGCUUACCAGGAUUUAGAGGCGAUAAUUGUGAUAUAGUCGAUCCAUGUAGCAGUGGGCCAUGUAAUAAUGGAGGAAACUGUUCAAAUCAAGGAUCGACAUACCAAUGCAACUGCCUUCCGGGAUUUACAGGACAAGAAUGCGAAAUAGUUGAUCCUUGCAGCAGUAAUCCAUGCAAAAACGGAGGUGAAUGCAUGAAGCAAGGAAAGAACUUCAGCUGUGAUUGUGAACCAGGAUAUAGAGGAUAUGAUUGCUCAAUAGUCGAUCCAUGUAGUAGUGAUCCAUGCGAAAAUGAUGGAAAAUGUACAAACGCCGGCCACAAUUUCACAUGUAAUUGUAAUCAAGGUUUCAGAGGAACAGUUUGUUCUAUAAUUGAUCCAUGUGGUAUUAAACCGUGUCAAAAUGGAGCGCUAUGUUCAAACAAAGGAUCGAACUUUACAUGUCAUUGUCUACCAGGGUUUGUAGGAGAAACAUGCGAAAUAUACGAUCCUUGCAGUAGUGAUCCUUGCCAAAAUGAAGGAAUUUGCACAAAUGAAAACUCAACCUUUAGCUGCUUGUGCAUGCCUGGAUAUACGAAAUCAGAUUGUUCCGUUGUCGAUCCAUGCAGCAGUAGUCCAUGUGAAAACGAUGCACAAUGUAUAAAUGCUGGAUCAUCCUUCACUUGUAUAUGUAAACCAGGAUUCCGAGGAAAUAUUUGUCUUAUCGUUGAUCCCUGCAGCAGUGGACCGUGUCAAUAUGGCGGAACAUGCACAAACAAUGGAUCAAAUUAUACAUGCGAUUGCAAACCUGGAUACAUUGGACAGAACUGUUCUGUAUUCGAUCCAUGUAGCAGUGAUCCAUGUCAAUAUGAGGGAACAUGCUUAAACCACGACACGACAUAUGAAUGUGCAUGCCAACCUGGAUACAGAGGGAAGGAUUGUUCAAUAGUCGAUCCCUGCAGCAGUAAUCCAUGCCAGAAUGAAGGACUCUGCACAAACGAAGGUUACAAUUUCACAUGUCAAUGUAUGGAAGGUUUUAGAGGAUCUCGCUGUGAAAUAGUUGAUCCGUGCAGCAGCAAUCCGUGUCAAAAUGGAGGCAUCUGUUCCAAUCAAGGAAAGAAUUUUACAUGUAAAUGCCCACCGACAUUUAAGAAAUUCGAUUGUUCUUUAAUUCAUCCGUGUGGUAGCAAUCCAUGUGAAAAUGGAGGUAUUUGUUUGAACAAUGGAUCAAAUUUUCUAUGCCAGUGUAAUCCAGGAUUUAGAGGAAAAGAUUGUUCCAUAGUUGAUCCGUGUAGUAGCAACCCGUGUGAUAAUGGAGGUAUAUGUUUAAACCGAGGACGUAAUUUCUCAUGUGAAUGCAAACCUGGUUUCAGGGGACAUAACUGUUCAAUAAUUGAUCCAUGCAGUAGUACUCCAUGUCAGAAUGGAGGAGAAUGCACAAACGUCGGGUCUACGUUUGUGUGUGACUGUGCAGUUGGUUACACACUUAGUAACUGCUCUGAAUUCAACCCUUGCCAGAGCGACCCCUGCCAAAACAACGGAAUAUGUAGUAUCACAGAAUCAGAUUACGUAUGUCAAUGUCUUCCAGGAUUCAAGGGACCUACGUGUUCAAUUAUUGACCCAUGUAGCAGUGGUCCAUGUCGAUAUGGUGGAAAAUGCUCAAAUCACGGAUCUGAUUUCAAAUGCAAGUGCAAACCAGGUUAUAGGGGAACACAUUGCUCAAUAAUUGACCCAUGUAGCAGCAAUCCAUGUAAACAUGAAGGAACAUGUUUCAAUAGGGGAAGUAAUUUUACAUGUAACUGCAAUCCUGGAUUUAGAGGCCUUACGUGUUCUAUUGUCGACCCUUGUAGUAGUAACCCGUGUCAAAAUGGUGGCAUUUGCUCAAACCAUGGAGAAAAUUAUACUUGCGAAUGUUUACAAGGAUACAAAGGAAAUGAUUGUUCAGUCGUUGCUCCAUGUGACAAGAAUCCGUGUUUGAAUAACGGCAUAUGUAAAAACAACGCAACGAAUUUCAUAUGUGACUGUCAAAUUGGAUAUAGCGGAGAGACCUGUUCUGAUGUUAUCCCCUGUGAUAGAGAGCCGUGUCAAAAUGAUGGAGAUUGUACAAACGAAGGAGCGGAUUACAGAUGUAAAUGUAAAGAGGGCUUCAAAGGAAAGGAUUGUGAAAUUGGUGAAUAUGAAUUCCUUAUAUCAUAUUUCUUUCAGCCCAUUUGA
Octopus bimaculoides (California two-spot octopus) is the source of this 4767-nucleotide messenger RNA. RefSeq lists its product as uncharacterized. Gene Ontology annotation, molecular function: calcium ion binding. NCBI's taxonomy places the organism in Eukaryota, Metazoa, Mollusca, Cephalopoda, Octopoda, Octopodidae. The record is from RefSeq and is a predicted model, not a curated record.